AUGUGUCAGGUAGAUGUGAGCACCUCCCCACUCAUGCAAAAUUUUCUCUUUCUAGCGCUCUCCAUCUCUAAAUCUCUCUCUAAAUCUCUAAAUCUCUCUAAAUCUCUCAUCUCAUCUCUCUCUCUCUCUCUCUCUCUCUCUCUCUCUCUCUCUCUCUCUCUCUCUCUCUCUCUCUCUGUAGCAUUUAGUUUGUGGCGUUUUGUGCUCAAGGAGACGGUCGGCACGGGUGGCUUUGCCAAGGUGAAGCUCGCGCGCCACCGCAUGACCGGCGAGAAGGUGGCCAUCAAGAUCAUGGACAAGGAGCAACUCAAGAAAACGGACGACCUCAAGCGUGUGGCCCUCGAGGUGCAGGCGCUCUGUGAUCUGCGUCACCAGAACAUCUGCCAACUCUACCAAAUGGUGGAAACCUCAACCCAUUACUACUUGGUGUUAGAGUAUGCCCCGGGUGGCGAAUUGUUCGACUACAUUGUAAGUCGUGAUCGCUGCAAGGAACCGGAAGCUCGCCGAUUCUUCCAACAAAUCCUCAAGGCCGUCCACCAUUGUCACUUGCGAGGCUACGCACAUCGCGAUCUCAAGCCCGAAAAUCUCCUGCUCGACUCGAAACACGUGGGUCUACCUCUCUUGCCCGUAUUGGCACUUUUUGAAUUGGUUGACGACGACCUUCGUCUGAUUGACUCACUGGUGCAUGACUUGACCGUCUACCCAUCGACCUGGCAACUUUUCUUGCCGCUGAACCUGAUUGACUUUGGCUUGGUGGCCCACCCCAACAAACUGCAAACGGAUCUGUUGCGCACCUGCUGCGGCAGCGCUGCCUAUGCCGCGCCAGAGCUCAUUCGGGGCGAAAAGUACCUCGGCGAACCAGCAGACAUGUGGAGCUUGGGCAUCCUCCUCUAUGCACUGCUAAACGGCUUUCUUCCCUUUGAUGAUGAGAACACCCAGCGUCUCUACCGCUUGGUCCAACGCGGCACCUAUGAGAUCCCCCCCUGGCUCUCAUCAGAGAGCCAGGAGUUUAUUGCUGCCCUUCUCAAGUUGAAGCCGGAGGAGCGCCUCACCAUGGAGGAAGCACUGUCUCAUCCCUGGGUCACAAAAGACCUCGAUACCAACCAGCUUGACCCAAGCUCGACGCUCGAGGUAUGUGACGUGGUACCGGCCGCCUGGCUUGGCAUUCCUGCUUUGGCAAUCCUCAUGACGAUUGAAACGCAGCAAUCUUUGGAUGACCAUGUGAUUGAGGAAUUGGCCAAGUACUACGGUAUUUCUAGCGUUGACAUGGAAAACUGGAUCGAAGAGUGGAACUAUGACCAUGUGACCGCCGAGUAUUGCCUCUUGGAGCUUCGUCAUUUGAAAGGCCAUCACAUCCGCCUGCCAACGGAUAAAGGCAAACUGCCUUUGGAAAAAGCCCAACAGCUGCGCAAAGCACGCGCAUCGUUGGGUAGCCAUCGUUCCUCAUUGGAUGUGCCCCUUAGUCGUCAGACGGCCCAAUAUGGCUCGAGCCUGGCCAUUCAUGCCAGCAGUAAUGGCGAUGUGCAGUUUGGCGUGACUUCUGGGCCGUACAUGCACCCGCCCGGCUCUGUGGAAAACCUCACUUCGGGGCAUGAAAACUCGAGUAUGAGCAGUAUGAAUCCGGCCGUCACUCGACUGCAGAUGGAUUCAUCCAAUUUGGCCGCCAUGACCGCCGUGUCAGGCUCACUGAAUCAGCUCAAUCUAUCUCGCAGCGAUGAGGAAGCAUUGAAAAGACACAAUUCUGGGCCGAUCAUGUCUCCACGCAAACAGACUUCAUCACAUGCGAGCUCGCAUGAGCGCCCCUCAUUGAAUGAGAGUGCGCUUCGUCAGCAAAUGACCCAACAAGUCAAUGUAGACGAGGAGGCUCCCGCAGCACCGGCCGAGCGACGACGCACGAGCUGGUUUGUGCGAAGCUUAGCCAACAUCUUUGGCAGUUCACAAAAGUUGUCCGGGCCACGUGUUCUCAGCCAAGCCAAAAGCAACACGGUCGACAACGUGUCCACGGCACCUGCUGAGCAGGUCUAUGACCGCAUCCAAGAUGCCUGUGCAGCUCUAGGACUCGAGUGCAAAGAGCAGCGACCCUUUUUGUUGCGCGCCAACACCACAGACAAGGCCGUAGCCUUUAAUGUCGAAGUGUGCCAGCUGGCUGAUUCAGAGCUGCGCGUUGUCUGCAUGAAGCGUGUCAAGGGUGAUACUUUUCUGUACCAAAAGGUAUGA
Messenger RNA from Monosiga brevicollis MX1, 2217 nucleotides. RefSeq lists its product as uncharacterized. Lineage: Eukaryota; Choanoflagellata; Craspedida; Salpingoecidae. Gene Ontology annotation, biological process: intracellular signal transduction; microtubule cytoskeleton organization; protein phosphorylation. The transcript is spliced from 16 exons. Gene Ontology annotation, cellular component: cytoplasm. The record is from RefSeq and is a predicted model, not a curated record. Bases 1 to 2217 code for a protein of 738 amino acids. Gene Ontology annotation, molecular function: ATP binding; tau-protein kinase activity; protein serine/threonine kinase activity.